Molecule: messenger RNA, 765 nt
Organism: Exophiala viscosa
Lineage: Eukaryota; Fungi; Ascomycota; Eurotiomycetes; Chaetothyriales; Herpotrichiellaceae
Product: esterase/lipase
Exons: 3
Coding region: 1-765 (254 amino acids)
Molecular function (GO): hydrolase activity
Source: RefSeq, a predicted model, not a curated record
AUGACCUCCCACCCACCAGGAUCAUGCUGCUACAAAGGCGUCAAGCACGAAGGUGAAGCCAAAGGCGAGAUCUCAACCCUAGGCGACUUUGAAAUCUACACAAAAUACCCCGAAGACAAAUCAACUGAGAAGGGUAUCCUGAUCAUCACCGACGUGAUCGGUCACCGCUUCAACAACGCCCAACUCAUCGCCGACCAAUUCGCCGCCAAUGGCUACUUCGUCCUCAUGCCCGACCUUUUCUAUAGCGACCCCAUCCCCCUCAACCGCCCCGGCGACUUCGAUAUCCAGAAGUGGAUGAAGGGCGAGUACAGCGAGCGCAAGAUCGCCCAUCUACCUCCCGUCGUCGACCCCAUCAUCGAUUCGUGUCUGGUGGAAAUGCGCACAAAGUACGACUGCAAGAAAAUCGGCGCAGUAGGAUACUGCUUCGGCGGCAAAUACGUCGUCCGCCACCUACGCCCUGAAGCCGGCAAGAUCGACGCCGGAUACACCGCGCACCCAAGUUUCGUCACGGCCGAAGAACUCAAGGACAUGAAAGGUCCGCUGUCCAUUUCCGCCGCCGAAACCGACCACAUCUUCCCAGCCGAGAAACGUCGCGAAACCGAGGACAUCCUCAAGGAGCUCAAGCUACCGUACCAACUCAAUCUGUACUCUGGUGUUGAGCACGGUUUCGCUGUCCGAGGAGAUCCCAAGAACAGACAGCAUGUGUAUGCCAAGGAGAAUGCCUUUUUGCAGGCUCUGCAGUGGUUCGAGGAACAUUUGCAGUAA